AUGCCUCGCAAGCAGUUGGAGCGCAAGAGGAGAGUGCAUACUCGAUCUCGCAAUGGCUGUGUGACGUGCAAAGCCAAGCAUUUGCGCUGCGACGAACAGAAGCCUCUCUGUGGACGUUGUCUUGCGAGUGGCGGCAACUGUGGAUAUGCCGACCGAACUGCACAAAACUCACAAUCGCCACAACCCAGCGAAGGCCCCAUCACGCCAAAGCUUGAAAAUCUCGAGCUUUGGGAUGAGUGUCUAAGCUUCACAAGCGUAUCGCAACAACCUUUGCUUCCUUAUCCGCAAGGAGCAUCUCACGAUCAUAGUCUAUUGUUCAACAUAUUCUCUCGGUAUCGGAGCGUUGUUGAUAGAGAAGUUGACCCAAACUCGCAUGUGUUCUUGGUAGAGAGAUCCUUGUCGAGCCCGGCGUUGCUUCAUGGAGCUCUCCUCCUGUCAGCAUUGCGAUGGACGUGGUAUUCUGGAGCCAGUGAAGACAUUCAAAAGUCGGUCGCGCAUCACAAGGCCGAAGCAAUCAAUUUCGUAAAUGACCGGCUGCGGAACCCAGCAUUGGUUGAUAACGAUACUACGACCGCUGGCAUUGCGGCUCUUGCCAUGGCAGAGAGCGGUUUUGGUCGUCCGGAUAAUGCCCAUGCUCAUCUUCACGGGUUGUCUCAAGUUUUGGCAUUGCGAACGACCACAUCUCAGGGCAAUGGAGCUUUACUCUACAAUAUGAUUGUCUGCACGACGCAAGGUCUAUCACAAAUGUCCAUGCAAGACGUGUGCCUCAUGCAACAAUCUAUUGCCGAGUGCUCGUCUACUCUCACGCUUUUCAUUGACCCGGAGCUCCAAAGAUUGGCCGAAGAUCCGUCAUCCUGGAAUACGACGCUUGGCGACAUGAUCUCCACCCCAGUGUAUCACGACAUAAUAGACGGCAUCGCUCCACGAUCGGAAGCAGAAAGCCGCGCCCGGUUUCUGCAGUGCUGCUUGCGGGUCGUCACCAUGCUAGGGCCCAACAACCUCGACUUCUUCACCCUCAAUUGGUUCAUUGAGGCGCUAAUCGACGAGCUCUCCAUGAGCGAGACUGCCAUGCUGCGGGGCAACUUUCCGCGCCAAGCAUGGCUCUGGGCUGCCCUGAUGGCCAGGGUCGCCGCCACGAGUGCACGACACCAGAGCCUAUCAGAGGCGCAGCAGGCGGACGAGUGGAAGAAUAUUACGAACCGCAACAUUAGAAUUGCUUCGCAGGCUGCCAACCUCAGGACAUGGGCCGAGGCCGAGACUCUGCUGCGCACUUGGGUCUGGCAGGCGAACCUCUUUGAUGCUGGACCAUUGAAGGAAAUAUGGGAAGCAGCCGUGAUCAGCAGCAGCAGCAGCAGCAGCAGCAGCAGCACUACACAUUUCGACGAUGGCACUGUCUCGCCCAGUUUUUUAGAUAAGCGCCUUUUCUUUGCCGACAACGAAAAAAAGCCCAUAAUCAUGGACGACGAGGCAUUUGAUCUGUGUGUCCCAACUGUCUGGACCUGA
This is a messenger RNA of Pestalotiopsis fici W106-1, 1503 nucleotides long. RefSeq lists its product as uncharacterized. Gene Ontology annotation, biological process: regulation of transcription by RNA polymerase II. Gene Ontology annotation, molecular function: zinc ion binding; DNA-binding transcription activator activity, RNA polymerase II-specific. The record is from RefSeq and is a predicted model, not a curated record. The transcript has 6 exons. NCBI's taxonomy places the organism in Eukaryota, Fungi, Ascomycota, Sordariomycetes, Amphisphaeriales, Sporocadaceae. Bases 1 to 1503 code for a protein of 500 amino acids.